GGAGGUCAGGAACCCUGAAAAAUAAAUCAAAUUAUUCAACAACAACAAAAAAUAUCAUCUAAUCUGCAAAAUCAACCAGAAAACAAAACGAACUGGACUAGAAUUUGACUCUCAAUAGGGAAUAUGCCACGUUUUAGCACGUGGCAAGACUUUUUUAACCUUUCAUCUUCAGCUUUAAAUGAAUAUUUGGUUUCACCAACUGACUUGUAAUGUCUGGAAACAUAACAAGAAAUAUGCUAAAUAUCAGAUGAUAAUUAUAUUGCACAUUUUUUAAAUCAUUGCAUCUUAAAUUGAUGGAGAGAGAGAGAAAAAGAGAGGGAGCAACCAUGUGUGUAGUGUUAACCUGUAGCAGAAAGUCCAGAAUACAAACGUUCAAGUAAACCAAACAAGCUUGGGAAAACUUCUUAGGUCCGAUCUCUUUUUGUUUUAUGAAUUAGAAUACACUGUAAUUUUAAGAUAUUGGUGUUUAUCUUAUCGCCGCUAGAUGGCAGGACUGUGUCAUUAACUAACCAACAAAUAGUAGAAGAAGAAAUGUAGCCGUUUGCUAACUGAGCGGUGUAAGAUGAGCCGUCCUGAAAAUGUCUGCGGCUUUUUAUAGGGCUUUAACUUGCUAAUGUUGACUUAAUUCUGACUGUUUUGAUGUUCGCUGAAGACUAGUAUCCUGCUUGAGAAUAAUUUGACACGAGGUUAGCCUUAGCUGCUAGCUUUUUAGAGGACGGUGGCGGAGUUUUGUCAGGCCUUAAAAACAUUCUCUGUGUGGCGACAAAAGGGGAAUUACGGUGUUUUGUGUAGUUAAGGUCAAUGAAAUUUCGUAAAAAUGUCCAAAGCCCAAAUUUUGAGAUCAUUAGUGAACCAGAGGCUGACUGCGGCUGCUGAAGAGAUAUUUGAGCUGUUUGAAAGAACGAUAGCAGAAUACGAGGAGGAACUGUAUCGAUCUAAAGAGAAUCAACAAAAACGACAGGAUGUUGAAAUCAGCCCUGAAGAGGAGAUACACAGACCAGAUGUCCUACAGAUGAUGACGAGAGAAGGAGGCGUUUUCCCUGAGCAGCUGGAGAGGAGCUCCCAUCUGAAUCAGGAGAUCAUUCAGCCAUUAAACAUUAAAGAGGAACCAGAGGAACGGUGGAGCUGUCAGGAGAGAGAGCAGCUUCAAGGAGCAGAAGAGGCCGAUAUCAACAUGUUCACAUCCUACUAUCCUGUUCCUGUAAAGACUGAGGAGGAGGAUGGAGAGAAAUCUCAGUCCUCCCAGCUUCAUAAAAGAUAUAAUUCACAAAUGGAAACUAAAGCUGAUGGAGAGGAUUGUGGAGGGUCAGAACCAAAGAGAGACUUCAAUCCAGACAGUCUUUCACAGCCAGCUACCCCUGAUAAGACUUCACAUCUCUCUGGAUCUGAUACUGAUGACAGUGGUGAUUGGGAGGAAAGUGAUGAACUUCAGGAAGGUUUGAACCCUCUGCAGAACAAAAACAUAGCUGUAAGUGAUAUGAAAUAUGACACUGGAAAUACAUCAGUUAGUUUCUCAGAAUAUGCCUCAGCCUUUGGACAAAACAUACAACUGCAGGAAUAUAAAGGAACCCACGCUGGAGAGAAACCAUUUAGUUGCUCAGUUUGUGGUAAAAGAUACCCAGGUAAAGGUAAUUUACAAAAACACAUGCGACGUCAUGCAGUAGAAAAACCUUUUGGCUGCUCAAUUUGUAAGAAAAGUUUUCUCUGGAGAGCAGAGAUGGUGAGGCACAUGAGAGUCCACACAGGGGAGAAACCUUUUAGUUGUUCAGUUUGUGGUCAAAGUUUCACACAAAGGGGAGUUCUGAAAAGUCACUCUAUUAUCCACACAGGAGAGAAACCAUUUAGCUGCAGUGUUUGUAAUAGAAAAUUCACAUGGCUAAGGUCUUUCAGAAGACACGUGAGUGUGUGUGCUAGCAACAAGAGUUAAAAAACAAAAUCUUUUGGGAUUCUUUGUGAAAUUAGUUCUUUUAAUGUUUUCCAUGUACUUUUAACACUAUGUACUACUACACAUAACACACUUUCUAAUAUUGUACUCUCCCCACAUACACUAUAUUGCCAAAAGUAUUCGCUCACCUGCCUUGACUCGCAUAUGAACUUAAGUGACAUCCCGUUCUUAAUCCAUAGGGUUUAAUAUGA
This is a messenger RNA of Cheilinus undulatus (humphead wrasse), 2136 nucleotides long. RefSeq names its product zinc finger protein 232-like. The coding region runs from base 818 to 1927 and encodes 369 amino acids. Gene Ontology annotation, biological process: regulation of transcription by RNA polymerase II. Gene Ontology annotation, molecular function: RNA polymerase II cis-regulatory region sequence-specific DNA binding; DNA-binding transcription factor activity. The transcript has 2 exons. NCBI's taxonomy places the organism in Eukaryota, Metazoa, Chordata, Actinopteri, Labriformes, Labridae. The record is from RefSeq and is a predicted model, not a curated record.